AGAUUUCCCGAGCGCUCCUGGCGGCUAGAUCUUGAAGUAGCGUAAGUGAGACAUAUGUAAGGCGGUGGAAGUACUAGGCGCACGUGUUAGUGUUUAUUAUCACAUUUUCUGGAAUAAUGUCGAAGAUUCUUUCUGUUGUGGAUCCCAUGAACGUCACUAAAGGCUUUGUACGUCCAAUGCGUGAGGGCGAGCAAGUACUCGAGAGUGAUUUAAUUGUAUCAGUAGGACUAAAGGAAAAGAAAGAUAGUGUACUACACAUUCAGGCCCUCGUCCUGAGAACCUCGGGUCUUACUACUCAACAUCCUUAUUUAGUUGAACUUUGGGUGAACUUGGAAGAAGAAUAUGGAUCACGGUUGGUAAAAGACCAGUCUCUAGAGUGUGGCUGCCCAGCUGGGCAAUCCGAAAAAUGUAAACAUAUUGUAGCUGUUCUUCUCUAUCUAACAAGGGUGGAGGAAGCAGAAUUAGCUGAUCUAAGUUGCACAGACAUCGAACAACAGUGGGGAGCUCUCAAAGCCUCCACGUUGAAAGAAUAUGAAGCAAAACGACUAACAGAUUUGUGUCAUGUUAAACCACAAAGUAAUGUUUAUGUGUCUGCUAUGCCUGAAGUUACUAAGGACAUGGAGAAGAAAUGGGCUGAACGGCUAUCUCGUU
Molecule: messenger RNA, 651 nt
Organism: Vollenhovia emeryi
Lineage: Eukaryota; Metazoa; Arthropoda; Insecta; Hymenoptera; Formicidae
Exons: 2
Molecular function (GO): zinc ion binding
Source: RefSeq, a predicted model, not a curated record